Messenger RNA from Plenodomus lingam JN3, 1221 nucleotides. RefSeq lists its product as uncharacterized. Lineage: Eukaryota; Fungi; Ascomycota; Dothideomycetes; Pleosporales; Leptosphaeriaceae. The record is from RefSeq and is a predicted model, not a curated record.
AUGUCAUCAGCAGCACAAUCCGUCCAAACCCUUCUCCGCUUCCUCUCCCAAGACGCCAAACUCCCCCUCGCACAAGCCAUAGCCAAAGCCAAAGACCUCCAAGCUGCCUCUCUCAUCACUCCAUCCGAUCUCUCCAAAGCCGACCUCCCCACCCUCAAAUCCAUCUUCGCCGAUGACGAAAAAGUCGCGCGCCAAGUCCUCAAUGCCGCCAAACGCGUGUGCAAGAAACGCUCGGCCAGCGAAGCAACGGCGUCUGAUGCCGGUACCCCACUACUCGCAGUAGCAGCAGCAGCACCCUCAUCCAAGAAAAUCAAGCCCUUGUUCAGCGAUCCCAUGAACGCCUCUGAACUAGAAGCCUCGCUCGCCUUGCCCGCCCCAGAGCUGGACGAAGAGAAACUCAAGGCCACUACGCUGUACACCAAUCGCGCACCCCUAGUCCUCGCCUUUGCUGUUGUACUCACCAAGUUCACGAUGCCGCAGCAGCCGCUGUCGAGUAGGCUGAGUCUGGCGCAGGCGGUCACGUCGAUGAAUAGUAAGAGUAAAGCAGUCAGUAUUGGCCUUCAGGGGGGCAGAGCCGCAGAGGACGAGGGCUGGGGCGAGGGACAGCCCGUGGUGAGGAUUAUGACGAGAGAUGUGCGGGUGAUGAAGAGGUGGGGGUAUGAGUGGGAGAGUGCAGACACUGCUGUAGAGAGUACGCAGGCUGCUGUCAAGCAGGACAAUACACUCCAAGAUACCCCAACCGUUUCCCCCAACACAGCCCCGUCAUCGCAAGACACGCUGGCCCAGCAGCCACCAGCAAAAGAACCAGCACUGUGGGCCAUCGAUCUCGAGGCGCGCAGGAGAGCUAGUCAGACCGCCUCUCCGCAGCCGCCAGGCAGUCAGUUGCCGAUUUAUUCAGCCCAGUCUGCACGCGCCUAUCUCCUCAAGGCUUUUGAAUCUGCCCCGGCCCCAUCGACCGCGCACGUCAAGGGCAAAGGGGGAACGCCGGCAAAACGGACAGCGGCAGUCGUGGCAGCAGAGAAGAAAAGGAAUCUGGGGUUCCUGCUCGGUGCGCUGGAGCUGUUGUUUCGGUCGUGGGCGGUGCUGGAUAGAGAGGAGUUGGAUAGGAAAGCUUGGGGCUGCUAUGUACGCGUGAGGCCAGAGGUUGCAGCUGGGGCAGCAGGAUGGGGAGGCAAGGGAAAUGUGAAAUUGAGUGAUAUAUUGGCAUUGAGACGAGCAUAG